Pseudocercospora fijiensis CIRAD86 is the source of this 1514-nucleotide messenger RNA. RefSeq lists its product as uncharacterized. The transcript has 6 exons. Lineage: Eukaryota; Fungi; Ascomycota; Dothideomycetes; Mycosphaerellales; Mycosphaerellaceae. The annotation marks the transcript as partial. The record is from RefSeq and is a predicted model, not a curated record.
AGAUGAGGUCUGUAGUCGUCUGGCUUGCUGUGCUUGCUGCGGGCUGGCAGAGCAGAGUGUUGGCACAGAAUGAUGUCGAUCUUUCGGCCUGGGAGGCAUUGUCUCCUUGCGUGAUACAAUGUUUGAAUCAGACGCUGUUGCGAUACGACUGCUCUCCAGAACAAUCAUGCUUCUGCGACAACAACAACCGACUGCAGACCGAAGUCGAGGCCUGUCUGAUAUCAUCUGCCUGCUCCUUCGCCCAUCAACUGGCCGCAAAGAAGUUUCAGACUAGCACAUGCCAUGUUCCCGUACGAGACAGAGGCACUCUUCUGGCCGCCGUGGCCUACACCUUCUUCGCUGUCGCCGCUGUGUUCACAAUCUUCCGGUGCUGCUCGAGAUGGUCCAAGUUCAACGGAGCGGGAUUCAGCCGCGACGAUUUGGUUGCAUUGAUAUGCUUGGCUCCAUUGACAGUCAUGACUGCUGGCGACUAUUUUGCAAUACACUACGGCAAAGGCAAGGACAUUUGGGGUUUAACAGCUACGGAUGUGGAACACUUCAGCAUGUGGUCCUACAUCUGCACCAACAUGUACACCUUCGUCAUCUUUGGAACCAAGAUCUCGCUUGUCUUACUCUACCUGCGAACCUGGCACGCCCGCGACACCUUCCGCAACCUAUGCUGGCUUACCCUUAUGCUGCUGACUUCUGCUCUUGUUGCAUUUCAAGUGGUUGCGAUCGCUCAAUGUCUGCCGAUAGCAUCGCAAUGGCAGACAUUCGUGCACCCAAAUGCCCAAGGCAGCUGCAUCGAUCGACAGACCUGGGUGUGGGCACUGGCAGGAGUGGGAAUCGGCUUCGAUGUUCUUCUUAUACUUCUGCCGAUUCCAAAGCUGCGUCAAUGGAAAGUUUCACAGCCGAAAAGACUUGGCUACGUUGGACUGUACAGCAGCAUCGAGGCUUAUCUCAGCCAAAACCAAGUCCGCCUAGAAAUCCACGACCCACCACGGGAGCCCGUGAAAGCCUAUCUCACAUACCUCGACAGAUUCGACGGCAAACACGAUGUCGAGCUACAGGGCCGCCCACAAACCUCCCGCGAUCCGAAAUCCCGCAGUCCAAGCGACACCUCAACUCGACCCAGCACCUCACCCGACUCCCGUUACAGCACCGACGGAAUCCCCUUCGUAGGAAGAAACAACCUUCCAAACCCCAGCCUGAACAACAACAACAACAACAACAACAACAACAACAACAACAACAACACUCUCCACAAACAGACUUCCGCCAAUAGAAUCGAUCAAUUGUUGAAAGCGCACAAAGCUUUGACCGAGGGUGCGAAAGCUGAGGAUGUGAGGAAUAGUUUUGGGGUUGGGAGCAAGACUUCGCGAUUGUCUGAGGCGAUUGAGGGGGAUGAUGUAUGAUCAAAAGGCAAGCGAGUCGUUUUGUUAUUGUAUAAUGAUGAUGAUGACGAUGAUGAUGAUGAAAAAAGGAGGAGGAGAUUGUGAGCGAAAGAUGUAUUUGAAAAACAAAGUGCUACUCUC